CGCGGCCUCCUCCACCAGUCAACCCAACAUCAUCUUGAGUCACUCGGCAGCCGUCGAUUCGUCCGUCGCCGCAUGCCAUUUUUAAGAUCUUCUGUUUCCCUUUCCAACUCCCAAACCGAAACGACCGAAGAGGAGAUCGCCUCCUCCCACCGUAUCGGAUCAUAUUAUCCUCCUCCACGCUGCUUCGGAAGCAAGGAUGGAAGUUUGCACUCCUUAUUUUGAUCCUGAAUAUGAGAAUCUCAAUGAUAAGAUAUUUGGACCGAGGGUAUCUGUGGACAAUGAAUCUUGUGAAAAAUGCACUGUGGUUAAGGUUGAUAGUAUCAACAAACAGGGUCUAUUGCUUAAAGUGGUGCAAGUGUUAACAGACAUGGAUCUGUUUAUCACCAAGAGCUAUAUUUCUUCUGAUGCAAGAUGGUUUAUGGAUGUGUUUCAUGUUAAAGAUAAGCUGGGAAAUAAAGUGACUAACGGGAAAGUCAUCAAAUAUGUACAACAGGCCAUCAGUGAAAGGAGGGAGCUUCAAAACUCAGAAGAAGCUGAAUACUGCAGUGAUGAUGAUAGUGGUAUCGAAUCUUCUUCCGAGCGCACAGCCAUAGAGAUGAUCGGUGUUAACCGACCAGGACUGUUCUCAGAGAUAUCCGCCGCCCUUGCAGAGCAGAGGUGCAACGUUAUCGAAGCUCAUGCGUGGAGCCAUAAUGCUUUUCUCGCAUGUAUAGCUUGCAUCUCGGACGAAUCCACCUCGACCUGCAUAGAUGACCCUCAAAGGCUAUCCGCUAUCGAAGAUCACCUCUCCAACAUUCUGGGACCCUCCUUCGGUGGCGAUGACAGCGGUAGGAGUGCAAGGACAUGUUUUCUUGGGUGUGAUAACUGGACAAGUCAUGCAGAGCGCAGGUUACACCAACUCAUGUUAGCAAACCAAGAUUUUGAUGGUCCACAAGGACCCUUAAACAUGUCAUCUUGGACGAUGAACGUGGACAACUAUGAAGAGGGAAGGAGAACAGUUGUGUCGAUCGAUCGAUGCAAAGAGAAAGGAUACACCGUGGUCAAUGUGGAGUGCUUGGAUCGACCGAAGCUCAUGUUUGACACAGUGUGCACAUUAACAGACAUGCAAUAUGUUGUUUUCCAUGCCAACAUCACUUCACACGGACCUUUCGCUCAUCAGGAGUAUUUUAUCAGGCGCAAGGAUGGCAGAUUAUUGGACACCGAACUCGAGAUCCAGCGAGUUUCCAAAUGUUUGGAGGCUGCAAUCGAGCGUAGAGUCUGUGAGGGGAUUCGGCUGGAGUUGGACUUACAAAAUAACGUACGAGUUCUUCCCUACGUCACACAAACUCUCCGUGAGCACGGCCUCACCGUUGCCCAGGCAGACAUUGCAGCUCACGGAGAGAAGACGAAGAAUGUUUUCUUCAUUCAGGAUAUUUCUGGGAAGGAGAUCGAUAUGGGGAUGGUGGAGUCCAUGAAGAAGGAACUGGAGCCCCUGUCGAUCCAAGUGGAGAAUGCGAUGCUGCCGCAGAAGUUUAACUCGAUGGAGAGGGAUCGGUUCUCGUUCGUUAGCUUGCUCAGGACCCAAUUGGAGAGGUUUUCCCACAAUUUCAUCUCGAUAUAGCAGAAUGCUCCUCUUCUUACAUAAUUGUCCAUAAUUUCUGAACGUUCUGUAAGUCCUUAAAUAUAAGAGUUGCCUACUAUGUUUUGCUGUC
Molecule: messenger RNA, 1691 nt
Organism: Musa acuminata subsp. malaccensis (wild Malaysian banana)
Lineage: Eukaryota; Viridiplantae; Streptophyta; Magnoliopsida; Zingiberales; Musaceae
Product: ACT domain-containing protein ACR2
Source: RefSeq, a predicted model, not a curated record